AAGUGUGUCUGUGCGGGCGGCGGGUGGGCGCAGUUCGUCGGAGGCCGAGGUAGCGAAGGGUGAGGGGGCGGCCAAAGUGGAGAGGGGUCAGCAGCAGCCAGAGCAUGCUCUCCACGCAACAGUUCCCUGCUCUGCCCUCGGAGGAGGAGCGCUACCGGCAGGUCCUCUCCGCCAGCCGGGUCUUAGGAACAGAUGAGGAUAAUAUGGGGGAUGGUUGCUCUCAGAAACUGGCUUCUGCCAAAUUCCUUCGACUUUUGCUCCUGAUACUGAUUCCAUGCAUCUGUGCCCUUAUCCUUUUGCUGGUGAUCCUGCUUACCUUUGUAGGAGUGUUAGAAAAAACAUGCUUUUACUCAAAUGGAAGUGAGGGCCUCACAGCUAAUGGUGACUUUGAAACUUCUCAUGAUCUUUUGCCAAAUAUAGUUGAAAAUAGUUCCAAGACUGAUACCGCAGUGGAUCACAGCACACAGCCCUCUUCCUGGACCACCAUGCCUUUAUCCCACAUUGACCAAAUGAGCAAGAACUCAAACACAUUUAGAGAGUCUUUCCAGGAGAAUUCCUUUGUUCCUCCAACUCAAGCCCCAGUGCUCAGUCAUCAGCCUGGCUCUGACACUCCUUUGGCAGAGGGCUCUGAAGACAACACCCGGCUGUUUGCCACUGCAGAGGAGGUGACGCUGUGGUCCACAGAUGCUUCUCUUAACAACACAGAGAGGGUGACCACUCUGCCAGUAUUAAGUCCUACCCGUCCAUCUGCGUCACAAAAAAUGGAUCAGAAAAAAAGUGCCUGCAGAAAUAUCACCAACAGCCAGUGCCAAAUGCUGCCAUAUAACUACACCACUGUAACUUCAGUUCUUUCCAUUGUCAAAAGUAUUGAAAUGGAGAAGUUCCUGAAGUUCUUCAGUUACCUCAAUCGUCUCAACUGCUAUCAACACAUCAUGCUGUUUGGCUGCAGUCUUGCUCUCCCUGAAUGCAUCAGUGACGGUGAUGACAGUCGAGGACUCUUGCCCUGCAGGACAUUUUGCGAGGCAGCAAAAGAAGGCUGUGAACCUGUCCUGGGUAUGGUAAAUGCUUCUUGGCCAGACUUCUUGAAGUGCUCUCAAUUCCAAAACAGAGCUGAGAAUGACACCACUACAAGGGUAUGCUUCUCACCACACCAAGAAAAAGGAAAGCAGUUGCUGUGUGGAGGAGAGGAGAGUUUCUUGUGUGCCAGUGGGAUCUGCAUCCCAGGGAAACUGCAGUGUAAUGGCUACAACGACUGUGAUGAUUGGAGUGAUGAGGUCCAUUGUAACUGCAGUAAUGAUGUGUUUCGUUGUGACACGGGAAAAUGCCUCAAUUAUACCUUUGUUUGUGAUGGAUACGAUGACUGUGGAGACCUUAGUGAUGAACAAAAUUGUGAUUGUAAUCCAGUGACACACCACCAGUGUGGAGAGGGGAGAUGUAUAACAGCUGAUUGGGUAUGUGAUGGUGACCAUGACUGUAUAGACAAAUCAGAUGAGAUCAAUUGCUCAUGUCACAGUCAGGGUCUGGUGGAGUGCAGAAAUGGGCAGUGCAUUCCUAGUGCAUUCCAGUGUGAUGGAGAUAAUGAUUGUAAAGAUGGAAGUGAUGAAGAAAACUGCAGUGAAAAUCAAACCCUCUGUCAGGAGGGAGACCAGAGGUGCUCUUCCUGCCCUGAUCCCUGUGGAGCUUCUCCCUGUGAGAUGAGGAACAGCCAGGCAAACUGCAGUCAGUGUGAACCAAUUACUCUGGAACUUUGUAUGAACUUGCCUUACAACUAUACUUAUUACCCAAACUACCUGGGCCACAGGACACAGAAGGAAGCCUCUAUCAGCUGGGAGUCUUCCCUUUUCCCAGCUUUGGUUCAGACCAACUGCUACAAGUACCUGAUGUUUUUUGCCUGUACAAUCUUGGUACCAAAAUGUGACCCCCACACAAAUCAGCGGAUCCCACCUUGCAGGACAUUGUGUGUACAGUCCAAGGAACGAUGUGAGGCUGUGCUUGGGAUUGUAGGUCUGCAGUGGCCAGAAGAUACAGACUGCACUCAGUUUCCAGAUGAGAACUCAGACAACCAAACUUGUCUAACACCAGAUGAAGAUGUAGAAGAAUGCUCACCCAGUCACUUCAAGUGCCGCUCUGGGAGGUGUGUGCUGGCCUCCAGAAGAUGUGAUGGCCAAGCUGACUGUGAGGAUGACAGUGACGAGGACAGCUGUGGUUGUAGAGAAAGGGGUCUUUGGGAGUGUCCUGUGAAGAAGCUGUGCAUCAAACACAGUAUGAUCUGUGAUGGUUUCCCAGACUGCCCUGACAUGAUGGAUGAAAAGAAUUGCUCAUUUUGUGGAGAGAGUGAACUUGAAUGUGCCAACCAUGAAUGUGUGCCACGAGAACUCUGGUGUGAUGGGCAGGCAGACUGUAGUGACAGCUCAGAUGAAUGGGACUGUGUUACACUGUCUAAAAACACCAAUUCCUUGAUGCUCCUGACUGUUCACAGGUCAGCUGCUGAUAGCCAUGUUUGUGCUGAUGAGUGGCAAGAAAACUUAAGCCAACUGGCCUGCAAUCAGAUGGGUUUAGGGGGACCAUCCAAAACAGAAAUUGUAAUAGAGAAUGAGCAAAUGCAGGACCAAAAGUGGCUGAAUCUGCACUCAGACUGGAAGAAUAAGAAUGCAUCCACCUUACAUGCACUUCUAGUGAGUGGACAGACGUGUCAAAGCAGAAGCAAAGUGGCUCUCUUUUGCACUAAAGAAGACUGCGGCCGCCGCCCCGCUGCCCGCAUGAGCAAGAGGAUCCUGGGGGGCAGGACCAGCCGGCCGGGCCGCUGGCCGUGGCAGUGCUCCCUGCAGAGCGAGCCCAGCGGGCACAUCUGCGGCUGCGUCCUCAUCGCCAGGAGAUGGGUCCUGACCGUCGCGCACUGCUUCGAAGGGAGAGAAAAUGCAGCUGUCUGGAAAGUAGUGCUUGGGAUUAGCAAUCUUGAUCAUCCAUCAAGUUUUAUGCAGACCCGACUAGUGAGGACCAUCAUCCUCCAUCCACGCUACAACAGAGCAGUUGUAGACUAUGAUAUCAGCAUUGUGGAACUAGAUGAGGAUAUCAAUGAGACAAGCUACGUAAGACCUGUCUGCUUGCCCAGCAAGGACCAGCUGGUUCAGCCAGACACCUACUGCUACAUCACAGGCUGGGGACACAUGGGCAACAAAAUGCCUUUCAAGCUUCAGGAAGGAGAGGUUCGCAUAAUUUCCUUAGAACAAUGCCAGUCAUAUUUUGACAUGAAAAUCAUCACCAGCAGGAUGCUUUGUGCUGGCUAUGAAUCUGGCACCGUGGACUCUUGUAUGGGUGACAGUGGAGGACCGCUUGUGUGCGAGCAUACUGCAGGGCGCUGGACUUUGUUUGGUUUAACAUCUUGGGGCUCUGUCUGCUUUUCCAAGGUUUUGGGACCUGGAGUUUACAGUAACGUGUCACAUUUUAUUGAGUGGAUUGAAAGACAAAUAUACAUCCACACCUUUCUGCUAAACUAACUCCAGAUGGUAAGAAUUGUGCUGAUGGACAAAAGAAAAAUGGAAUCAGGCCUUCAACUCUGAAGGUUUUGCAGUCCAGUAACUCUGUGAAAAGGAGUUUCAAGCUCUAUCUAUUCUUGGUGUGGAGCUGUGGAAUAUGCAGCGUAUGUUACUGGUCAAUCCUCUGCUCCUGAAUAUACUUUGUGGUAGAAUUAAUAAUCCUUUUGACUUUUCUUUUAACUGUGUUGUGGUGCUAUUCCAAACACUGCAAAAAGCUUAAAAGAAAAGAAUCAACCACUUUCUGCCUUUAAGCUAUUAAAAAAACCUAAGCAUAGCACAGAUUAGAAAAACUUUUUAAAAUAGCCUAUUUUAAUACUAUUCAAUUAGUAGCACAUGCAUUUUCACUCACUUCUUGUGAUGGGGAAGGAACUUUGUGCAUUCAUAUGGCACCGCAGGGCACACCUUCACAAGCACUACCACAUGCUGGAGGGUGUGGAAGAGAUUGAUGGGUUUGUAUGUCCAUGUGGCACAGGACACAUCAAAGCACACGUGCAGGUCUCCAAAGGUGUGUAGCCAUAUGCUCCUGGCAUGCCUGGGCUAAUGCAUUUUUUUUCCCUCUGGAUGGUUAAUCUGCAUGGGCAUCACCCUGUACUGUCCUGAUUCCACAGCUUCUGUUCCCAGAGCCAGCUUGGGCAUCUCUUUGGGGUGAUGGAGGAACCAGUAGGCCAACAGACCCAUAACUACCAGUGGAGGCACUAGAGACCAAAACUUCAGACUCUUUAGACAGCCUCUAGCAGUUAAUCUUCUGAAGCUUCCAAUGUCCUAAAGUGUCCAGGAAACAACCACAUCUCAGCAGCACUACACUGAUCAGUGCAUUUAUCAAACCUGUGCCCCUCUGGCUUUCCUCCCCACUUUGUAUCAUGUGUUCAGCAUACAAAGCAUGCACAGACCAUCUUCAGCCCUCUAAAAACAUAAGAGCGUUGGCAAUACCACUGCAAUGGUUUCCCCUCCUAGAGUCAGCUAGUUUGGACAUGUUGUGAGAGACGGAAAAUGCAAAUUUACAAUGCAAAAUAUGCAGUGUGGACACUGUCCCAAAUAUUGGGGAAUUGGUUAAUUUUUAUAGGUAUGUUCUUGUACCUUCUACUUAAGGUUUAAUUUUGACUAGCAAGGUAAAAUAUUUGGGAAAAAGAAGAAAACAGAAGGAAAACGAGUGAUAGAAGGAUUGGGAUUACAGCUUCUGUUCAAAUGAGUAUUAGAAAUAAGAAAAGCAAAGUACAACAGCUUCACCAGCAAAGGCUCAAGGAGCCCAGCUCAGAUGGUUGGAAGCCAGAUGUGCUCUGUGCAGUAGUAAGACACUAAUACUCCAAGAGAAUCUGGUUGGAAAAGAUUAUAAUGGAGUUUAGCACCUUUUUAUGGUGUUAGAGGGAAGUGCAUCCUGUCAAGUGCUGUAGAUGAUGUCCUGCACAGCUAUCAGCUCUUAGGAGGCCAGAAUAGGACGAGUCAGAAAUCUGAGGAUUACAGGAUAAAUUCCACUGGGAAACAAUGCAUUUAAAAUUUGUGUUUUCAGUGCUGUGCCUAGUCCCCUGUGAAUCCAGCCUAAGGCACAGAAUAACCCUCUCUGCUACCUCUGGCAUGGCCCCAUGACAGCAUGGCAUGGCCUUGCCAACAGCAUGACUGCCACAUGUGGAAACAUGCAUUGAAACACCUAACACAUGGCCAUUUUAGGUACUAUUCAUCAUGUUGCAACUCAUCUGCAUAGAUCUCUUGCUUUCAUGAAGGUUUAUCUCUUAUCUCCAAAUCUUCUCUUUAAACAUCACUAACAUUAGAACGUUAGUCACAGUAGA
Ficedula albicollis (Collared flycatcher) is the source of this 5320-nucleotide messenger RNA. RefSeq names its product corin, serine peptidase (gene CORIN). The coding region runs from base 105 to 3497 and encodes 1130 amino acids. Gene Ontology annotation, molecular function: serine-type endopeptidase activity; protein binding. Lineage: Eukaryota; Metazoa; Chordata; Aves; Passeriformes; Muscicapidae. The record is from RefSeq and is a predicted model, not a curated record. Gene Ontology annotation, cellular component: membrane. The transcript has 22 exons. Gene Ontology annotation, biological process: regulation of blood pressure; peptide hormone processing; acrosome reaction.